This is a messenger RNA of Anarrhichthys ocellatus (wolf-eel), 4229 nucleotides long. It is a transcript of the gene itga6a, whose product is annotated as integrin, alpha 6a. The transcript has 26 exons. The record is from RefSeq and is a predicted model, not a curated record. Gene Ontology annotation, biological process: leukocyte migration; cell adhesion mediated by integrin; cell-cell adhesion. Gene Ontology annotation, cellular component: external side of plasma membrane; integrin complex. Bases 64 to 3294 code for a protein of 1076 amino acids. NCBI's taxonomy places the organism in Eukaryota, Metazoa, Chordata, Actinopteri, Perciformes, Anarhichadidae. Gene Ontology annotation, molecular function: integrin binding.
AGGAGCAGCGGGGUCAGCGGCUCUACAACUUUGGACUACUGCACUCACCUGGACAGCGCUGCAAUGCUGCUGCUGCUGCUGCAGCGGGGAAGACCCUCUGCUGUUUAUGCUGCACUUUUAUUUUAUUCUCAUUUUCUGGAGCCAACUUUGGUGCUCGCAUUCAACCUUGACACCAGUCAUGUCAUCAGGAAGGACGGAGAGCCGGGGAGUCUGUUCGGGUUUUCCCUCGCCAUGCACCGGCAACUCAACCCGGAUAAAAGAAUGCUAUUGAUUGGAGCACCCAGAGCCAGAGCUUUGGGAAAACAGACAGCCAACAUCACAGGAGGCCUUUAUAAAUGUGAAAUCACUCAGUCCAACGAUUGUGAGCGUAUUGAAUUUGAUAGUGAAGAGGACGUGCGUGUCGAGAACAAGGAGAAUCAGUGGAUGGGGGUGACGGUUCAGAGCCAGGGACCCGGGGGAAAGAUUGUGACUUGUGCUCAUCGCUAUCAGAGGCGCUUAUAUGUGAACACGCCUUUGGAGUACCGGGACAUCACCGGACGCUGUUAUGUCCUGAGUCAGGACCUGACCAUCGACCCAUUGUCUGAUGAGGAUGGAGGCAACUGGAACUUCUGUAAGGGCAGACCCCGAGGCCAUGAGAUGUUUGGAUCUUGCCAGCAGGGUGUGGCUGCCACUUUCACCAAGGACUACCAUUAUGUGGUGUUUGGAGCACCAGGAGCUUACAACUGGAAAGGCAUAGUUCGAGUGGAGCAAAAGAACAACACUCUGAUAGAGAUGGGAGUGUAUGACGACGGCCCGUAUGAAGUUGGAGAUGAGCAUCUCUUGAGCCCAGAGCUUGUGCCUGUACCUGCAAACAGCUACCUCGGAUUCUCCCUCGAUUCGGGACACAGCAUCACCAGGAGCCGUGGCCUGACGGUGGUGGCUGGAGCACCCAGAGCCAAUCACAGUGGAGCUGUGGUCCUGUUGAAGAAAGAGAGCCAAACCUCCUCCAAACUUUUGGUGGAGCACACUCUGCACGGGCCAGGACUCGCGUCCUCGUUUGGCUACGACGUGGCUGUGGUUGACUUGAACGGUGAUGGAUGGCAAGACAUAGUUGUGGGAGCCCCUCAGUUCUACAUGAAGGACAGAGACGUUGGAGGAGCCGUUUACGUCUAUGUCAACCAGGCAGGAAGGUGGGACAGAAUCACACCUGUUCGUCUAAAUGGGACCAAAGACUCCAUGUUUGGACUGGCAGUGGAAAACAUUGGAGACAUCAAUCAAGACUCAUAUGAAGACAUUGCCAUUGGAGCUCCUUAUGAUGACGGCGGUGCAGGAAAAGUCUACAUUUAUCAUGGCUCUGCACAAGGAAUCAAAACCAGCCCUGCACAGAUCCUUUCAGGAAAAGAGCACAACAUGCGACUCUUUGGAUAUUCUCUAGCAGGGAACAUGGACUUGGACAGUAACUCUUAUCCAGAUGUGGCUGUGGGCUCUCUGUCGGACACAGCCCUGAUCUACAGGGCACGGCCAGUCAUUAGCAUCAGGAGAGAUGUCAAGAUAUCUCCACAGGAAAUUGACCUUACAAUCAAAACCUGUGGUAACAGUAUUUGCUUCACGGUGGACGUGUGCUUCACCUGGAAAGCAAACACUGCAUCUUACAACCCCAAACUAAUUAUCGGCUACUCUGUCGAGGCGGAUGGAGAUCGCAGGAAACAUGGGCUGCCCUCCAGAGUGAUGUUCCUCAACAGCUCCCGCACUGAAACAGACUACCAGUUAAAUGGCACCUUGGACCUCCGCGGCCAAAACCAGAAGUCAUGCAUCAAGAUAACAGCCAAACUAAAAGACAACAUCAAGGACAAGAUGCGCAGCAUCCCCAUCGAGGUGUCUGCAGGAAUUGUGGGUACUAAACGACAGAAGACGAGGAACGGCCUCUCUCAACUCAUGCCCAUAUUAGACUCCUCUCAACCAAGCAAAGACGUCAUUGAGGUCAACUUUGUAAAAGAGGGAUGUGGAAGUGAUCAUAUUUGCCGGAGUAACCUGAAGAUGAACUACAAAUUAUACUACAAACAAAGCAACCUAGACGUGUACUCCCCACUGCCCAUCAAUAACAACGUCCCUGCGUUCCAUCUGAAUUACGAGAGGAAGGACUUGGCUCUGCGUGUGACCGUCAACAACAUGAAUGAAGAUGAUGCAUACGAGGCUAAGCUGGUGGGGACGUUUCCAGACACGCUGUCUUACUCUGGAGUGCGCUCGCAUCAGACGACGCUGGAAAAGCCAAUCAUCUGUACAGCCAAUCUGAACGGCUCUCAAGCCGACUGUGAGCUGGGGAAUCCUUUUAAGAGAGACUCAAAGGUUACAUUUUACAUCAUCCUGAGCACUGUGGGUAUGACUGUCGACACCACGGAGAUUGACAUCGACCUGCAGAUCCAAACUACAAGUGUGCAAGAAGAUAUUGCCCCCGUUAGAGUGAAGGCUAAAGUAAUCAUUGAAUUGCCGUUGUCGGUCAGUGGAGAAGCCAGCCCUAAUCAGGUUUCUUUUGGAGGCGUUGUGAAAGGUGAAAGUGCCAUGAAGACAGAAGAGGAGAUUGGAAGUUUGAUUACUUAUACAUUCAGAAUUAACAACUUGUGGAAGUCUUUGAAGUCUUCAGUCAAAGCCUCACUUCACAUUCAGUGGCCCAAAUGGAACAAAGACGGUAAAUGGCUUCUGUACCUGGUGAAGAUCACUGCUGCAGGACCGGAGGACAUCCUUUGCUCUCCCGAGUCUGAGAUCAACUCUCUCAAACACAUCCAGCAUGCCUCCGCAUCCAGGACAAAACGUGAAAUCGGAGAAAGAAAACCUGUUGGCAAAAUGUCGUCACUGUCAGAAAAGAAGAAGGUUUUGACGUGUGACAGUGAGAUCAAAUGUGUGGUGCUCAAGUGCCCCCUUCAGGGCCUGGACGGUACAUCGCUUGAACUGAGAUCUCGUGUCUGGAACUCGACCUUCAUCGAGGAUUACGCCUCCAUCUCAAACUUGCACAUUGUUGUGAAGGCCUCGCUCGUCCUCCACACUCAGGCUAAAAACAUGAUCCUGAGAACUCCUCACACUGAUGUGACAGUGGCAGUGUCGCCUGAAAGUGCAGUCGCACAGCACAGUGGAGUUCCCUGGUGGAUCAUACUGGUGGCUGUUCUUGCAGGCAUCUUGAUUUUGGCUUUGUUGGUGUUUCUGCUGUGGAAGUGUGGUUUCUUCAAGAGACCAUCAAAAGACCAAUAUGAUGCUGCAUAUCAGAAGGCAGAGAUCCAUGUUCAGCCCUCUGACAAAGACAAGCUCUCUGCUGAGGCCUGAUUUAUGAGCAGGGUGUGGAUUCUUUAAACGCUCCAAACAAGAGGACAGCGUCCCUCGUUACCACGCAGUGCGGAUCAGAAAGGACACUCCUGAGAACAAAGACGGAAAAGUCAAGCUUGAUCCUUUUGAAAAAAAGCAGUGGAUGACAAAUUGGAUGGACGGUGAAAGUUACUCAUGACUUUAAACGUUAAAAUGAUUUUUACAAACAGCUUUAACCGGAUUUCUUUUUUUCCCAGAUGAACUUUGCCUUUUCUUGUUCGCUUGGAGAACAUCAGUGAUUUUACUUUUUCAGGACUCGGUUGAGUUCAUGUCUUUGAAUUGUUACACUGUAUAGAUGAUGAAAUGUUUUUUUGUACGUUUUGUAUAUAUUUAAAUACUUCUGCACACUGUAUAUUUAUUUUUUGAUAAGAAAGUAAUUUCAUGCAGCCAAAGAGUUUUUUUCAGUGUCGUGUGUCCUUGAGCGGAUGGACGAAGAGCAAAGUUUACUGUUUCUGUGGAGUUGUAACAUCUUAAAAAAGCCAAAAAUCUAUGCAAGGAAAGUGCUCCUCGCCCAGUAUUAUCUGAACAUUAAUCUGUAUUUUUGUCUAAUUUCAACAAACAAAUCUCUUUAGGUACAUUAUCAUUUCACAAUAAUUGAAGGUGCAUAAAUGAGCACGGCUGAGUCACAUUGCGUGCUGAGGUCUUUUCCCUCCACUUAUGUUCGUUGAUUCUUCACCUCUACUCACUGUUGUGGCGUCAGGUAGCAUCCACUGUACUGUAGGUCAACACUGAAUCAAGAUGUUUUGUUCCAUGUGUGGAAUCCAAAGGGAAGGUGGUCAGUAGAAACUGCCAUGUAAGUGUUAUAGAUUAAAUUCAAGGUGAAUGACUUGUUGAGUUGUCAAGUGUAAUAAAAUGCUUUGAAUGCUACUGUGGCUUUUCAUUAACAUUGGAAGUAU